This is a messenger RNA of Staurois parvus, 776 nucleotides long. The record is from the annotation of a GenBank genome assembly. Lineage: Eukaryota; Metazoa; Chordata; Amphibia; Anura; Ranidae.
UCAAUAUUUAGAACGGACACAAGGAUCUCUACAAGGACGUCAUGAUGGACAAUCAGCCGCCCCUCACAUCACCGAUGGAUCCAGUCAUGGGAACCCACCAGAGAGAUGUCCCCGUCCUCUGUAUUCCCGGAUUUUCCACACAGGAAGGUCCACACCAUCCCUCAUCAUCAUCAGAGUGGAAACCUGAGAGAUCCUAAAGUUGAGGCUAAAAGAAGAGAUAAAAGAGGAGGAGGAAGAGGAUGGGGGGAUGGAGGAGUCAGAGCUUCUAAAAGGAACACAAAGAUCUGUACCAGGACACCAUGGUGGAGUCAUCCAGCUACAGGAACCCACCAGAGAGAUGUCCCCCGUCCUCUGUAUUCCGGGAUUCCACACAGGAAGGUCACACCAUCCCUCACCAUCAUCAGAGUGGAAUCCUCGGGGAUGAUAAUAUUGAUGUUAAAGAAGAGUAUAAAGAGGAGGAUGAGGAGUAUGGAGUGAUGGAGGAGUUUUUUCAGAAGGACACAAGGAUAUGAUGGAGCCACCUAAUACCAGGAACCCACCAGAGAGAUGUCCCCGUCCUCUGUAUUCCCGGGAUUCCACACAGGAAGGUCACACCAUCUCUCACUAUUACAAGAGUGGAGAUCCAAUUGAUAUAGAAUUUGAGGUGAAAUCAGAAGAAGAAGAGGCGUAUGUGAGGGAUGAUCAGCAGUCUAUGGAGGAGGAUGGAAUAACCGGGGACAUUUAUAGAGGAGGACACUCCUACAGAGAUCAGCACAGGUGGGUCAUGAACACUAAAU